UUAUCGUACAUCGGUACAUGGGUCCGCGGGAUUCUCAUCCGUCAUUUUUUCCCUCGAUGAGUAAAUUUUAUUGUUUUGAUCGUUUACUUCGUAUUAAGACUACUGUUUGCACUUAAAUUUAUUUCACUGAAUUUUAUUUGCAUGAAAAGACAACCUAAAUAUGAGAACAACUAAUAUUCACUCAACCCAAAGGACACCCAACAAACCCACAGCAAUUGGAUUACGAAAUGGCCGCCUCAUAUCAAGCUAUUCAAGGUCGUUAGACGGAACGAGGCAGAUUCAAGCGAGCCUGACAUUUUAACCACCCCUUUCCUGCGGGUCUUCAGAUGUCUUCGAGCUCCCGAUUCUGCGCGUUGACACAACUUAAGCGUGGGGCUAUUAAUAUUGCCACUUCAUGUCAGGUUGGACAGAAGAAAGAUGUCUCUGUAACUCAAAGUGCGGAAGGAAUAAAGCUUGUCAGUUUACCACAGCUGUCACUUGGCUUUGGAUGUACACGAAUUGCACUAGUCGUAAAAUCUGGUUCGCGAUAUGAAUCCUCAAAAAAUCGUGGUAUAAGUCAUCUAGUACGUCGAAGCUUUGGAAUGUCCACUCCUGAGUUAACUAGUGUUAAUUUAACAAGACAUUUUCAACAAAUGGGUGCUCGCGUACUGUGCGCUACAACCCGUGAACAUAUGAUCUACACAGUAGAUGUCGCACCAAACUUUGCUUCCCGCGCUGGUUCCCUUUUAUGCUCUAUGGCUUCAUCUCCAUGUUAUUAUGCAUGGGAACUGAAAGAUAUUGUCUACAAGUUAAUGAACAAAGAUGUUGAUAUUCUCAACCGGCGCAAUUUAAACGAAUUGGGUAUGGAGUUGCUGCAUGAAGCAGCUUUUGGUACCAGUGACUCAGGAUGUGGUUUAGGAUAUUCACUGAUUUCACCAGCUGAUCGUAUCGGAUCUCACUCGAUUGAUCAAAUAAAUGAAUAUCAUUCACGCGGCUUUGUUGGAGGGAAGUGCGUUUUAGGCAUUGUUCAUCCCCAUUCCGACUUAAAUGGAAUGGAUAUAUUAAAAAAGGUGAAAAGUAGCAUUCAUCUCAAUCCUGCACAUCAAGAAAUUGGUUCAGGCGGUUAUGGGUUUGUUGGAGGCGAAAUAAGACGAGAUUUGAAUGCCGCGCCUACAGUAUAUGCUUACUUAGCAUGGCCUAUGCGUGGGUCCUGUACAAUUAGUGGUCUCAUUGUCUGCGCAUUGAAUGGGUCAUCCAGUCGUAUAGAGCAUGGCGGAAACGCUUCGAAAUCUCUGCUAGCUCGUACCGCUGCAGAAGGAGACAUUGAAACCGAAGUUGCAGCUUUCCGAAAACUGUAUAUCGAUCAUAGUCUUUUUGGUAUCGCUGUAGCUGGAGCUUGUUCUAAAGCAGUGGGAUCUAGAAUAAAGCGUAUCAUUUCGGUUUUACGGUCUUCAAGUUUUACUGAGGAAAAUCUCAAACAAGCAAAGCAAACUCUAAAGGCUGAUCUAAUGUUCAGGUACGAAAACCCAUUACAUUCUCUUGUGGAUAUUUCUACUAAUUUGCUUUCAUCAUCAGUUGAUCAAUUUAUAAAGCCGAUUGAAGUAGUUACAGAUCUGGAUAAGGUUGACUUGAAAUCUGUUAAUGAUGCUUUAAACAAAACUGUGAUGAAUCAUCAAGCAGCAUUUGCGUUGGUUGGUCCUAAUCUAGGCUUUAUUGAUCCUCUCCAGGUACUACUUAAAGAGUAAUUAUAUAUAUGUGCUAUCUUUCUUGCCUCUUUUCGUAAUCAAUUUAUCUGACAGUAGACGUCUUGGUAAUGAUACUUUUGAAAGGGACUUCACGCCGCUUGUAAUUGGGUAUAACUUUAGUAGUCUCUAUGAGUACUGUUAGUUUUCAAUGUUUUUUAAAAAAAUGUAGUUCGAAAAAUAAAGUUUUUCAGUGA
This is a messenger RNA of Schistosoma haematobium, 1918 nucleotides long. It is a transcript of the gene QCR2, whose product is annotated as ubiquinol-cytochrome c reductase core subunit 1. Gene Ontology annotation, cellular component: mitochondrion. The record is from RefSeq and is a predicted model, not a curated record. Bases 327 to 1724 code for a protein of 465 amino acids. NCBI's taxonomy places the organism in Eukaryota, Metazoa, Platyhelminthes, Trematoda, Strigeidida, Schistosomatidae. The transcript is spliced from 8 exons. Gene Ontology annotation, molecular function: metal ion binding.